AUGCACAGAAAUCCCUCUAAAGUUUCAUUACCAUUCGAGGCUAAUUCUAAAAGUAACCUAAAGAAAGAAAAGAUCAUUGACUUAGACCCUACAAUUUUGAGCAAAGGUAAACAAAAUGAAGACGCAGCGAAGGAACCUAAUACCGCAAAACUAGAUAUAACAUCAUUAUCUCCCGAAAAGUCUCUUCAAUUAAAACAGCAAAGAAAAGAAAAGUUAAAAAAACAAAAGUUUUAUUUAAGUCAGCAGAAAGUUUUUGAUGAUAAUGGUAAUGUAAUAUAUGAAAAGCUAAAAGAAAAUGAUCCCAGAGUAAGUACUCUUUUGACAAAGUUGAAGUAUAAAAAGGAAAGGUUACGGUCUAGCCAGACUCUUGUAGAAGGUUGGAGAUUAAUUGUAGAUGGUCUUGAAGCAAAAUGCAAGUUGAAGUAUGUAAUUUUCAGUAGAACAGCAGAUUUAAAUAAACUUAGACCAUUUUUGCCUAAAACUGGAGUGAUGUUAUAUAAAAUACCAUAUAAAGAAGUACAACUUUGGUCUGAUGUGGAAACAAGUCCUGGCAUUUUUGGUGUGUUUCAAACACCCUCAGCAGAGAAUGUACAGGUUCUAUCCAGACCCUUGCCGCUACAGCUUGUAUGUGACAAUAUUCGAAUUCCUGGGAAUCUUGGUGCUAUACUGAGAGUUGCUGUUGGUGUAGGCUGUGAGAAAAUUUUACUUACAAAAGGGUGUGUUGAUGUGUGGGAUCCAAAAGUUAUCAGAAGUGCAGCGGGAGCCCACUUUAGACUUCCUAUUUACCAUUCAAUAGAGUGGAGUGAUAUGUCAAGUCAUCUAGAAAAAAAUACUAGCAUAUUCAUUGCUGAUAGCAACACUAAUACAGUUGAUACUUCAGAAGAAAAUCACUCACUGGAACUAAACGAUUUACCUGUACUUCCUUACUACAGUAUCGAUUUUUCGUCAUUGAAUCAUACUACGUUAAUUUUAGGUGGUGAAACUGAAGGCAUUAGUGAAGAGAGCUAUUCGCUAGCAGCCAAUAAAAAUGGCUUAAGGUUAAAUAUUCCCUUACAGAGAGGCGUUGACAGUUUAAAUUCUGGGAUGGCUAUAGCUGUCAUUGCCUUUGAAAUUAGAAAACAACUUAUACAAUUUUGGUCUAAGCAAAAGUUGGAAAAUCAAAUGGUUCAAGUUACUUAG
Messenger RNA from Arctia plantaginis, 1179 nucleotides. The record is from the annotation of a GenBank genome assembly. NCBI's taxonomy places the organism in Eukaryota, Metazoa, Arthropoda, Insecta, Lepidoptera, Erebidae.